Molecule: messenger RNA, 5081 nt
Organism: Brassica napus (rape)
Lineage: Eukaryota; Viridiplantae; Streptophyta; Magnoliopsida; Brassicales; Brassicaceae
Product: LEAF RUST 10 DISEASE-RESISTANCE LOCUS RECEPTOR-LIKE PROTEIN KINASE-like 2.7
Exons: 4
Coding region: 501-3089 (862 amino acids)
Biological process (GO): protein phosphorylation
Molecular function (GO): polysaccharide binding; ATP binding; protein kinase activity
Source: RefSeq, a predicted model, not a curated record
AAAAAAAAUAGAUAGUUUAAGAUGUAAAAAAAAAUAUUUACUUAAUGAAUAUAAUAUGAACGAAUAUUACAAAUACAUCAUUUAAUAAAAUAAAUAAUUAAAAACUGAAAAUUCAUACCUGCGCUAAUUUAUAGUUGUUAUUAAGAAAGCUGAUCAAAUUGCUAACCAAGUAUUUGUAUUUUAAGAAAAAUCAACUCUGAAGACUUGAAAAAGUCAACAGUUUUGGCGUAUGUUUACACCCACACGUCUGUCUCGCUUACCAACACGUCUCUCUCGCUCAUGCUGGUAAUUUCAUGAUUUUAUUCAGCUUCGGAGAAACUUCUUCGAGACUUUUAAAUGUUUUUCAGCUUUACCAUCAUUAUUAUUCGUAUCCGUUACAUGUUUCCUCAGACGGCUUUGCCGAUUCAACUUGCUCAAUAUUGUGUUCUGUCUUCUCCUUUGUACGAAUUCCUCCGGUGCAGUUAACACAAUCCAAACCCCAUAAAUCAAAGAAAUAAAUUAUGAACCCUCGAGCAAUCAUCCGAUUCUCAAAACCCACUUUUUAUCAGGUUAUAUUCUGCAUCUUCUCUUUAUUGUACUACCUUCCUUGUGCUUCAAGUCAGGAAGAACUUGGGUGGUGUGGAGAUAUGUUUCAGUGUGGGAACAUAACCGCUGGUUUUCCUUUUUGGGGUGGGAAACGUCCUGAUUAUUGCGGUCAUACAUUGCUGGAGCUUCACUGCAAUAACAACAACAAUACAUCUUUAAACAUCUCAGACCAAGAGUACUGUGUUCUUGAUGUAGAUCAAACAUACACUCUUACACUUGCCAGAACAGACAUGCUAGGCUCUUUUUGUUCUGCUAAAUUUAAAAACACAACCUUGCCUACCGAUAUCCUUGACCUCUCACUAAAUGCCAAGAACCUCACAGUUUCUUACCUCUGCGAUCCUCGUAAUCCUUACCUUUCAUCAAAUUUUACAUGUCCUUUAAAGGGUAUUGGGUCAGUGUCUCUGAGACCUGAGACACAGUCUUCCUGCAAUGAGAGUUUCGCAGUGAAUGUUCCGAUGAAUUUCUUUCCAGAAGAGAGAGAGUUUAAUUUGAAUCAGUUGGAAAGUGUUCUAAGAGGAGGGUUCGAGGUGAAAGUGGAGAUAGAUGAGAUAACUUGUCAAGAAUGUUCGUCCUCUGGUGGAAUCUGCAGCUUCAGUGGUACCACACAAGUUUGCUGCAAGACAAACUCAACGUCAGGAAUCACCUGCGAACCAAAGCCUCAACCAAGUUCUGCUGAUCUUUACCACCGCUGUAGUACCCGGUUUAUCUGUGGAGAUCAGGUUGGUCUCUUAUACCCUUUCUGGAUUCCUGGCAGAGAAGAAUGUGGUCACCCUGACUUCAAGCUCACCUGUGACAGAGGAUUUUCAGAGAUUAAUAUCGCCUCUGUGAAGUUCAGAAUCUUAGAGGCAAACUACACAACUCGUAUCAUAAGACUUGCCAGAUCUGAUUAUAUCGGCCACCUUUGUCCCCAAGAUCCUACAAAUGCGCCAUUCAACGAAAACAUCCUUCAAUUCUCACCUAACACCGACCUGCUAACACUUUACUAUGACUGCCGAGACUUUUCAUUCUCAACGCCUGCUUAUGAUCCUACUUACUUCAGAGAGCUUGGUUGUGAUGAUGAACUCGGAAGAAGUUACUAUGUGACGAGAAACCUCUCGUCCCCUUUACUUGACGGAGUUAGAGAUCUUUUAAAUAUCCUCAAGGUACUGUGCUUAACAAUCGUCAGCAUUCCUGCGUCCGGACCUGCGUUGAGCACACUACAGAGAUUUCAGACUUCAGAUAAUCUUAAGAAGGCGCUUGAAGAGGGUUUCGAGCUUGGAGUUAACCAAGAAUGUUCCAUGUGCAUGGAAUCUGGGGGUGGUUGUGGAUAUAAUCAAACCACAAGAGGGUUCGUCUGUUACUGUAACAAUGGGCCUCAUAGCCGUACUUGCAGUUCCGGAAAGCCUCAUGGUACUAUUACAAAAAUUCUAAUAGGUCUGAGUGUACUAGUAGCGGGUGUUCUUGUGCUCUUGGUAAUACUCAUACCAAUUCUCCGAAAGAGAAAAGCAUCACAUGACAACAGAAAACAGAAUCUAAAGACCCUUAUUCCACUGAAACACUAUAGUUACGCACAAGUCAAACGAAUUACAAACUCAUUUGCGGAAGUGGUUGGGGAAGGAGGGUUUGGAACGGUCUAUAGAGGAAGUCUUUCUGAUGGUAGUAUGGUUGCGGUGAAGGUCCUGAAAGACUCUAAGUGUAAUGGUGAAGACUUUGUUAACGAAGUUGUGAGCAUGAGCAGAACUUCUCAUGUUAACAUUGUUUCUCUGCUUGGAUUCUGCUCCGAAGGUUCCAAGAGAGCAAUUGUUUAUGAACUUUUGGAAAACGGGUCUCUUGAUAGGUUCAUCUCAACCAACAACUCAAUGAGCAUUGAUUGGAUGGCAAUGCAUGGAAUCGCGCUAGGCGUUGCUCGUGGUCUAGAGUACUUGCACCAUGGCUGCAAAACAAGGAUCGUGCAUUUCGAUAUUAAACCUCAGAACGUAUUGUUGGAUGAUGAUCUUUGUCCCAAAGUGUCUGAUUUCGGACUUGCUAAACUCUGCAAGAAGAAAGAGAGCACCAUGUCACUACUAGACUUGAGAGGGACGAUAGGCUACAUCGCACCAGAGAUGAUCUCUAGAGUUUAUGGGAGUGUUUCCCACAAGUCGGAUGUAUACAGCUAUGGAAUGUUAGUCCUCGAAAUGAUAGGAGCAAGGAACAAAACAUCCGCAGAAAACUAUGCAUCGGACACAAGCUCGAUGUACUUUCCAGAAUGGAUCUAUAAGGAUCUUGAGAAGGGAGACGAUGAAAGGCUUGUUGGUAACGGAAUCAGCAACGAGGAAGAGGAGAUAGCAAAGAAGAUGACAUUGGUGGGUUUGUGGUGUAUUCAGUCUUCUCCAUCAGACCGCCCACCAAUGAACAGAGUUGUGGAGAUGAUGGAAGGAAAUCUUGAUUCUCUUGAAGUCCCUCCUAAGCCUGUUUGGCAAAUUCCUACAGUGCCUCUUCCUGAAACUUCUUGGAUUUCAGAGGAGAGUUCAAGCAUCACUAAUUGAAAACCAGAACAAACAAAAUGCUUCCAGUGAAUUGUAAGCAAAACCAGAGAGAUUAUAACCAGCAGUUCUAUUUUUGCAAGUUCUAUGGUCUCUACCAUUCUAAAGUCGUUAGCAAACUCUUCUAUAAGUUAGCUAUGGAGCAGACUCUUCAUCACAUACUAUUCUCAGGGCCGGCUUAGUAUACAGAGCAGUCAGUGCAUCUAGUAUAUAAACACAUGUUCAUAGGUAAGAUUUGGAUUAAUUGAGUUUUUUCUUGUUUAAUGAAAAUUAUUUUAUGGAUUUCUUUUGUGAUUCAUAUUUUUAGUGUUAUCUAUUGGGUUUGUCUAUAACUUAGUUUUUUAUUAAGCUUAGUGGUGGGGUCUACCAUAAAAGAGGAAGAAGGAAUGUCAAAAACGCCAGAUUAAGUAUCGAUGUUUGCACGGUUUCGCGAGCCCUACUAACACUUGGCGGCUCACGAUUGGUUCGUUUUUAAUGCGCUGAUUUUCACCGGUUGAUUUUGACCAGUUGACCAUUACUUUUUGAAUAUUCUUUCUUAUCUAAGACUUCAUAAAUUCGUCAAAUAUGUGUAUCUUUGAAUUGCAUUUGCCAAUAGCAUAAUUAAGGUCUUUCGUACCAGCUAUUUUAUUUGGGUUUUCGGCAAAAAAAACCUCGAACAUGAUUUUUUUUUUUGCGUUUAAACCGUCAAACUUAAAAACUCACAUGUCUUUGUGGUUUGAUCUGUGGGUUUUUAAGUUUGCGGUUUAAUACGAAAAAAAUCAUGAUCGAUGGUUUUUUUCGCAGAAAACCCAUUUUAUUUUCCAUGAUCAUAUCUUUUGUAUUUUAGCUUUCUCUUAAACUACGCAGAGUAUUUAACCGAAUGAGUAACGCAAUCGAAAAGUAAAUAAUAAUCGCUUGACGAAUUAAUAACGGAGGAUAUUUUGGGUCCCACAUACCCAAAAUUAAGACCGUUACAAAAGUCAAAAACGAUAAAGGGUAAAAGCGUCCACACAUCAAAAUGUUUGUAAGGGUCUCAUCUCUUUCAAUCAGACCGUUACGAACGAAAAGAAAAGAAGCAAUAAGCUUUGCGAGAAGACGACAUAGUGCCAAAAAAAAAACAAAAACCUUGAAUCAAGAUUUUGAUCCAUCCAUAAUGGAGGAUACGAUUUCAAACCCUAGUAUGGAACCUCUGUUAUUCUCCGUCGAUCCGAUGUCUCUCUUCCUUACUCAAAACAAUCUCUGCGGAUUCGAGAGAGGACCCAGAUACAGAGAAUACGCGACACUGCGAGAAGCGAAGCUUCGACUGAAGCGAGAGUACGAGAAGAUACUCAAGGAAGAAGAAGAGAGGUUCUUCCGCGGAGGCAAGAAACAAACGAGAAUCGGCUUUACAAGACAAGAUGAAAUCAAAGUUUCGCCGGCGAAGAAGAGAUUUGGGUUUAACUAUGUUCCGGCGAACCCUAAUCCGCGUAGAAUGUCGUCGUCGUCGUCUUCACUGGCUCAAUCGGUUCCUGAUUUCUCCGCCAUGAUCCGCAAGGAAAAUCGCCGUCCGGCUAACUCGAACUUGCUCCCACGGAGGACGGAUCUCACUCCGCCGCCGCCGUCUAAGAGCAGAACCGCCUCUGUUUUCUCCGGAUCGGUUUCUUCCAUUAGAGGAAGCAUAUCGACGAGUGCGGGAGAGAAGAAAAGCAAAGGGAUCAUCAAUGCGCGUAAGAGCUACGCCACCGUCGAAGAUCUGAAGAAAAUUUCCACCGCCGUAGCUUCAGCCAUUAAUGGCGGUGGAAGGAAGUCACUCGGCGGAGGAGGAGGAGGAGGGAGGAGGAAAUCAGUCAGCGGUGGUGGUGGUGGUCGGACUAUUCUAGGUUACAGACAAACUUAAUGUCUAAUCGAACACGAUUUGAUUUGUUUUUAGGUUUUGAUUGAUAAAGAUUGAAUCGUUUGUUUUUAUUAUGAUUUGGUUUGUUGAUUUGUGAUACUAUUCUAACAAUAAGCAUUGAUCAUAUGAUUCAAAUGGUUUAA